Molecule: messenger RNA, 3946 nt
Organism: Helicoverpa armigera (cotton bollworm)
Lineage: Eukaryota; Metazoa; Arthropoda; Insecta; Lepidoptera; Noctuidae
Gene: sbm
Product: b(0,+)-type amino acid transporter 1
Exons: 13
Coding region: 346-2010 (554 amino acids)
Biological process (GO): amino acid transmembrane transport
Cellular component (GO): membrane
Molecular function (GO): L-amino acid transmembrane transporter activity
Source: RefSeq, a predicted model, not a curated record
UAUAUGUAAAUUUUACUUAUUAAGAAGAUUAUUACAAUAUUUUUUUAUUUAAAUAAAUAAUAAGCUUCCUCGUGGUCGUGAACCUAAGGCCGUGUUGUGGACGUAAGCAAUACUAGUGUUCGUAACAAUUGUUCCGUCACGAUCGUGUUCGUAGUGUGUGAUAAAGAAAUUGAAACUCGUCCGAGUGGUAUAGUAUAAUACAAGUGCAGUGACAUUGGAUUGCUAAGGAUUAUUCGUGGGUGUGUGAUACAGUAAGACGUGUUAUUUUGGCGGAGUGGAGUAGGCGAUAGUGUUGAAUAUCGUAGGCGCCGGCGCCGCGCGCGGGUGUCAAGGUGCGGCAGGCGCAUGUGCGAUGCGAUGCGUGACAAACUGGCCGCUCUGCUGCGGAGCUCGGUGCAUGCGCCCGCGCACCAACACACAGACAAGCUGCAUAAUGGAACGUUUGGGCCAGUGCUCGUCUUCACAGAUGAAGGGAGCGCACGCGAAGGCGGAUUGGUAUGGCGCGGGUGCUCAGCCGAGUGCGACGCAGAAGACGGCGCGGCGGGUACGCUCACCGACGGCAACUCCAACCCAGGAGACAAGCUGGAGGGGUCGGACGCAGCUCCGGACGACCCUGUUCACCUCAAGAGACGGGUGGGACUCUUCAGUGGGGUGGCUCUAAUCGUCGGUACUAUGAUCGGUUCUGGAAUAUUCGUCUCGCCCUCUGGGCUGUUGGAGCGUACCGGCUCAGUGGGCAUUAGCUUCAUCAUUUGGAUGGCAUGCGGCCUGCUCUCGCUUCUUGGAGCGCUCGCGUACGCGGAGUUGGGAACGAUGAACACGUCUUCAGGCGCUGAAUACGCCUACUUUAUGGACGCAUUUGGAGGACCACCUGCAUUCCUGUUUUCAUGGGUAUCGACAUUAGUACUGAAGCCAUCACAGAUGGCUAUAAUAUGUUUGAGCUUCGCAAAAUAUGCAGUGGAGCCAUUCGUAUCAGAAUGUGAACCGCCGACGAGCCUCGUGAAACUUGUCGCGGUCAUUUCUAUUGUGAUGAUAUUAGCGGUUAAUUGCUACAGUGUCAAUUUAGCUACGAAUGUACAGAACAUCUUCACGGCAGCUAAACUGGGAGCGAUUGCUAUCAUCGUGUGCGGUGGAGCUUAUAAGUUAAUAUUAGGUAAUACGCGACAUUUACAGGAGCCCAACUUCGCAAGUAGCACCGCCACGCUGGGCAACAUUGCCACGGCGUUCUACACUGGCCUCUGGGCAUAUGACGGUUGGAAUAACCUGAACUAUGUCACUGAGGAAAUUAAGAAUCCAUCCAAAAACUUACCGCUGAGCAUAAUAAUCGGCAUCCCCUUGGUAACGCUGUGCUACGCGCUGGUGAACGUGUCAUACUUGGCCGUGAUGUCAGUCAGCGAGAUGACGGACAGCGAGGCGGUGGCAGUCACCUUCGGGAACCGACUCCUCGGGCCCAUGGCGUGGCUGAUGCCGCUGGCAGUCACUAUCUCCACUUUUGGAUCAGCCAACGGGACACUGUUUGUUGCGGGAAGGUUGUGCUUCGCAGCAUCACGAGAGGGUCAUUUACUGGACAUCUUAUCCUACGUUCAUGUUCGCCGUUUCACUCCAGCGCCUGGAUUGAUAUUCCACUCCCUGAUAGCAGUGGCGAUGGUGCUCUACGGAACAAUAGACUCGUUGAUUGACUUCUUCUCGUUCACUGCAUGGAUCUUCUACGGUGGCGCGAUGCUUGCCCUGAUCGUUAUGAGGCGUACCAAGCCGCAUGCACCCAGACCGUACAAGGUGCCGAUAAUAAUCCCGUACGUCGUGUUGCUGGUAUCCACAUAUUUGGUUGUAGCACCGAUCGUGGACACGCCGCAGUGGGAGUAUCUGUACGCCACCGCCUUCAUAUUCGCUGGCCUCUUGGUGUACGUGCCUUUCGUCAAGUGGGGCUACUCCUUACCGUUCAUGGAUAAAAUAACAGUUUUCCUUCAAAUGGUGUUGGAAGUGGUGCCAACAUCAACGACCUUCGAAUAUUAGGCAACAGUCGGAGCUGGACUUUAAAGAAGCAAUUGUGACAAAAUUACUCGUCGAUUUAUUGUACCAUAUCUAAAUAUUAUUUGGAUUUCGUACAUUGUUAACUAUUUUUGGUCCUAUUUCAUCUCACCUCAAGAAAGUUUAAAAGGUACUGUUAACAAAAAUAAUAUAUUUUGUAACUAUUGAAUUACUAAAUUUCUUGGAGGUGGUGAUCUACCAAGUUACUUAAUUAAAAUUUUAUAUAAUUUUUUGACUGAUAGGUAUGUUCCUUAUCCAAAAUAAAUGCCCACAAUAUUGUGUAAAUGCAAUAACUUGCUGUAAAGUUAAAUUGUGCAAUAUCGUGUUAAUAAUGACUUAAAAAUUACAUGGUAUUUUGAUGUUGUUGCAGCGUGAAGCUUUUUACACUUUUGUUUUGAAUUUUAAGAAAAAAUGUUGUACUUAUGAAAUAUAUUUGGUAAUAAUGCAGUGUUAAAAAUGUGAAAGCCAAUGGCAAUAUUUUUUGCUAUAUCGUAGAUAGUAAAGACAUCAUUUCAUUAGUUUGCACGAAUCAUUCCUAUGGGGACAUGCAUUUCGAGGUGUUGCCACUGCGCCAUGUUGAAUUGAAGCAAGGUAAUCAUGAUUGCAGUAGCCAAUAUCCAUUAUGCGUCGUGGAAGGUGAGGCUUAAGGAUAAUGAUCCAAUUAAUCGGUACCUACUCAAGACAACUUCCUAGGUAUAUUUUACGGUUAACGGCUAUAGUUAUUACGCGUAUGAAAUAUUAAUAACUAGCCAGGCUAUCUCUAAGCCUAUAUUGGGUUAUUUCACCAUACCUUGGACUUUUAAAGAGAUUGUAAAUAAUAUCUUUCUAGAGGCUACCGAAUGUUACAUGUUAUCCUUAAUUCUCAACUACACAAUGGGUCGUAAGAAUGAUAAACAUACGUGGCAUGCAGUAGUUCUCGAUAAGUCUCGAGCCCUGUUCGCAUCACUAUGAGUGAUUGUGCUAAACUCAUAGUUUGUAGGUCAUCGACUCAUUCAUAGCCAACGUUAGAAGUAAAGAAGUAGGUAUAGCAAUGUGUUUUAUUUUGAUAAUAUAAAUAUUAAAUCAUAUUCGGUUUGCAUUAAGAGUAAUAUUUACAGGGGGAUAAUACCUAAAUAGUUUUGAAGUACCUAUUUGUUUACGGUGCUGAUACGCUAGGAUUUUACCCAAGAAAGCAAGUACUUGUAAGUAUCUGUAGAUUGCCACUAAUUGUACAAUCAAGGUAAUGCUUUAAUGUAUUUAACUAAGAUGUUUGUCAAUACAUUUCAAACGCUGAUUGUACCAGACAGGUUUCUAAACGGUGGCACAAACGCCCUAAGGUUAAUAAUACAUUUACAACAAAAAAAAUCUCAUCUACUUUGGCGGAUAGUAAUUAUCCCUUUUGAAAGACUAAAGUGUGUGUUAACCAUAGCUAUUAAAAAUGAUUCAAUGGUUGAUGCUUGCGACCGGUAAAAUUUGGUCCUAUCAUUCCUUACCGGGGCAAGCGAUGCCAUCGACUUUUUAUCGAAGAUAUUUUUUUAUAUUUAUUGAUUGUAUUAUAAUACUUGUUUUUUAUUAAUCGUUCGUUUUAAAAUCUUACAUUUUAGUGACAUUGCAGUAAAUUAGGAAUAAUUUUGAAAAUUAAUUUGAAUAAGUUGCCCAAUUGUUUUGUUCCAUUGUAUUAUCUAGCAGUUCAGACAUUUAAAGAGUACAUAAUUUGUAUAGUUAUAUACUAAGCAAACACGGGCACACAGAAAGUACACACCUAACGAUGUGAUAUUGUUAUGGGUAAAAACGAAUGGUUUUAUUUUGUGUACAGAAAAUAUCAUAAACAUACCUAUACUUACAUAAUAUAAUGUGUGUACUUAUCUCUGAAAGAGAUCAGAAUUAUUUAUUGUUAUAUACUACCAUUGAAAUGAAAUUUUAAAUAAAGACAAAUAAACUA